Frankliniella occidentalis (western flower thrips) is the source of this 1175-nucleotide messenger RNA. RefSeq names its product coiled-coil domain-containing protein 137. The coding region runs from base 95 to 1132 and encodes 345 amino acids. The record is from RefSeq and is a predicted model, not a curated record. The transcript is spliced from 5 exons. Lineage: Eukaryota; Metazoa; Arthropoda; Insecta; Thysanoptera; Thripidae.
AUUGGCUGUCGUUAUUCGCAGACCGACGGACGACGGACGGGACGGACGCUCCUCGUGUUUACUUUUUUAUGUGGCUGUUUUUCUAAUCUUAGAAAUGGGAAGGAAAAUACCUGUUAGAAAGCACAAAGGUGUCAACGAUCCUGAAAAGCAGAAACGAGUAAGAGAUGCGAAAGUCAAAAAUCUCAUAAAUAAUCCUCCCUCUGCCAAUGAUGAUAGUGAGCCACUUCCUAAAAGUCUCCAAGAAAUCAUGCGACUUCGUCAAAUGGUGAAAGAGGGGAAGUUUAAUAACAAAAAGAAGCGUAAAAACAAGAAGAAGAAAGAUGUUCAGUUAAAUGUGGAAGGCAAGCCUCUUCUAGAUUCUAGUAAUUUUAUUGGACCACCCGAUGUUAAGCAGUCAGGAAUGAAACGACCAGAGAAACCUAUACCAACCAUCCAGCAGCGGGCAGGAGAGAAGGAUAGAACCUUUCUGUAUAGAGUGCAACAACUUUGUGAGGAUGUUAUUAAAGAAGUGAAGUUUGAGAAGAAGUACAAAGUUGAUGUUGUGCGGAAUGAAGAGACUGGACAGAUUGAAAAUCUUCAAAAGAAAAAGAAGGAUGAUGUGGAUGAAAUGUUAAAGGCAGAAGCUAAGAAAGCCAGAGAUGCUGCAAACCCGAAGAAAAGGAGAAAAUCUAAGAAAAAGGAAGCUGAGGAAGCUGCUGCUAAAGAGGAGAAAUUAAGGAAAAGAAAAGACAGAAGAAAGAUAAAACGAGAAAAAGUGAAGCAGAAAGUAUUAGCUAAAAAUGAGGAUAAGAUAGGAAAUAUAAUUCGGGAAACAGUGAAAUUUGGGGAUGUAGCAGAUCGACCUCCAGAAAUCAAAGUGAAACCAAGAAAGGCAAUUGCUGACCGGAAUGUUGCAAAUCUAAUGUUUAAUCAAAUGAUAAUAAACGGAAAGGCCUUAGAAAAAGAAAUGAAAGAAAAACACCAAGAUCUAAAAUCACAAAAUGGUAAACCUUUAUCAAAGCCUUCACUUAAAGGAAAACGGAAAGACUUGCCUGUUGCUCAAAGACUUAUGCUUGAAGAGCAACAAAAAUCUGUCAUAGCUGCUUACAGAUUAAUGAAGGCUAAGAAAGAAAAGCUAAAAGCAACUGUUUAGUAGAAAAAAUAUUUCAUCAAUAAAUUAUUUCUUUAAUUACGUC